This is a messenger RNA of Ilex paraguariensis (yerba mate), 324 nucleotides long. NCBI's taxonomy places the organism in Eukaryota, Viridiplantae, Streptophyta, Magnoliopsida, Aquifoliales, Aquifoliaceae. The record is from the annotation of a GenBank genome assembly.
GCUAAUGGUGUUCAAAGUCCAACUGCGUUAAUCUUUGCGUCGUGGAAGCCUCCUAGAGAUGGUCUAGUCAAGGUUACCUUUUGUGGGUUUGAGAUUGUGGAAGGGCAGACGAUGGGAGUCGGUGCCAAUAUAAGGGACAACAGUUGGGUCUUUGUGGCAAGGAUGGCAAAGAAGCAUGUGCAUAGCGAGGAGGAAUGGGGGCGUGGCAGCCAUAGCUCUGCAAGAAACAGUGAGUUUUGCUCGUCUUCAGGGGAUAGAGUCUGUGGUUUUGGAAGGGGAUUCCAUUCAAUUUUUGAAGUCUAUUACGGCCAUAGUUUCAAAUGA